UCUUUGAAUUCUUUCGCGGAAGGAGGCUUCGCUGCAUGCUUCCAGACGAGAUUUGGCGCCAUUGAUCCGCGAACCCUCACAAAUUUUCCAUCCAGCAAUCUUUGGACGUGAAUAUCAAUGUAUCAAUUCGAUCGUUGUUGUUGAGAGUAACCAUUUGUAAUCAUCAUUAUCUAUCCACCAUGCCGGCAAGCUACAAAAUAGAACUGGCCAAGUCUGGCCGCAGCGGUUGCAAGAAGUGUAGUGAGAAAAUCGACAAGGGUCUUUUGCGCAUUGGAAUCGCCACGGAGGGUCCCGGCGGCUACGACUUGUGCAAAUGGCAUCACAUUGGGUGCUUUGCCUUGCCUCGCAAGCUCGCGAUGUCUGUGGAAGAGUUUGUUGACGAUCUUCUCGAGGACACAUCGGAUGACAAGGAAAUUUUGCCCGACCGAAAGGACGAAAUUGUGACAGCAAUCGAAGAGGCCGGCAAGAAGGGAGCCAAAGGCGGAAAGGGAAAAUCGUCUGGAGACAAAUACAUUGAUUCCCUCAAGGAUGCCUAUGAAGGCCAAAAUCAACCCGACGAAGACGACGGAAAAAAGAAGAAAAAUGGAAAGCGCAAAAAGAGAACUGGCGGUGACGACGAGAAAGAAAAACCAGCCAAAAAGGCCAAGACAGGCGGUGUUUCCGACAAGGAGCUUGAAGUCUACGGCGAGGUCCACAAAAUGAGCGCGGAUGCUCUCAAGGAUAUCCUUCGCUGGAAUCGGCAAAUCCUUAAGGGCAACAAAACGGCUGUGAUGCACAAGGUCAUUGAUGGAGCGGUGAAUGGUCGCAUUGCUCCCUGCGGUGUCUGUGGCGGAAAGCUCAAAAUCGAUGAAACAAACUUCCUCAAGGUGACUUGCAAUGGGAGAUUCGACGAAGACCGCCAGGUGCGAAUCCCUUGCACUACCACCUACAACCUUGAUAAUGUUCCUCGUGCUGAGCCAUGGCACAUGGAGGAGCCAUCGGAAGAGGAAGUGGCGUUUUUGGACCGAGAGGAAGCCGAAGCUCGUGGCGAAGAAGUCGAGGGUGCGCCAGUGGACGAGAACAGUGACCUCGGAAAGCUACUCAAGGAAGGAAAAGACCUUGAGUUGGACUUCUCCAGCAAGGAGAAGACUCGAGCCACGAACAAGAAAGUGAUCGAAAUAUUGCAAGCGAACGGCUCACUGGACCUUCCCGAAGACGAGAAGAAGCUGCGCCAGGAUGUUGGCCAAAUUCUCAUUGCGAUGAAGGAGUCCUCCAAUGACGAGAUUCUCACCAAGUUGGCCAAGGAGUUUGGGUUCACUGCAAAGAAAGCCGCCAAGGCUCAGAAGGCCGAAGCAGCUAUCUCCGAGUCCUGCAAAGUCAGUGCCAACGGCCCCCUUUUGAUGGCAAUCAAAGAACUUUCCAGCCUUUACUUCAAGGAAGGAAACAGCAAUGCUGGAGGUACCUACAACAAGGUUGUUGGUGUCUUGAAAGAUCUUGACUUUGAAGUCACCGUCAAGAACGCCAAGGGACUUGGCAAGGGAAAGACCAAGGUGGCAGGAAUUGGCAAGAAAUCGGCAGAACUCUUUGAAGAGUUUUUGAAGACUGGCACAAUGGAAAAGUUGGAGGAGAAGCGGGCCAACGCAGCCUAAAUCAUCGCACUGCCCCAGACGAGAAACCAAAGCACAAGAAACCAAAGCACCUGGCUCUUUGCUUGGUGAAGAAUGCUGUCGUGACGAAGAAAGUAGACGGUUGCGUAAAGAAAGAUACAUAGUUUAGAAAUAUGAGUGAACCAAUCGGCCGGCGGUGGCGCAGCACGAUGGGUACGUACUUCUGCUUUGGGCCAGCUGCAUCUUCACGUGGAGGCUACAUGGACAGGGCUCUUUCAAAUCACCUGAGUUGAUAGGUUCCUGAAUUGAUGGGUUUUGGUGACUUUUAGUGUCGUGUACUGUACAUUAGUGUAUGUCGCUUAUCCGGACAGAUGAAAAGUCCAGGCUAGCAGGGAUCGAGGCGCCCACAAUAUUCAUCCAGCCAUUGGCUGUUCUUUGACAACUAACUAACUUCAUGGCCGGAUGCACUGGCGAGAUUUGUGGCCAUGAUCUAAGACUCAAAGGUGGUACCGGUACGGUACGGGAACCGGUAUACCACUGUAGAUGUUGCCGGCUCAGAGAAGGUGCUGAAGACA
Messenger RNA from Seminavis robusta, 2161 nucleotides. The record is from the annotation of a GenBank genome assembly. NCBI's taxonomy places the organism in Eukaryota, Bacillariophyta, Bacillariophyceae, Naviculales, Naviculaceae.